Molecule: messenger RNA, 2013 nt
Organism: Magnusiomyces paraingens
Lineage: Eukaryota; Fungi; Ascomycota; Dipodascomycetes; Dipodascales; Dipodascaceae
Exons: 1
Coding region: 1-2013 (670 amino acids)
Biological process (GO): sphingosine biosynthetic process
Cellular component (GO): membrane; cytoplasm; intracellular membrane-bounded organelle
Source: RefSeq, a predicted model, not a curated record
AUGUCUUCAACCCAACCAUCUGCCUCUGCCUCUGCCUCUGCCUCUGCCUCUGCCUCUGCUGCUUCUGCUGCUGCUUCUGCUGCUGCUGCUUCUGCUCCCCUCUGGGCUAAACCUACUCCAGUAGGUAUCGCCGUCUACCCUUCCCUCGAAGCCUUAGCUACAUCUUCUGGGUCUUCCCAACUUCCUAACAAUGACACUCCAUCUUCCUUAUGCUGUUUCCCAUCUGGCUCCUCUUCUUCUUCCUCCUCUUCUGGUCCUCUCUAUAACAUCCCUUACAACAACAUCCUGGCUGUCUCCCAACUUCAAGCUGAUGCCCAAACCACUGAAGACUCUCUCACAGACUCCUUCAAUUCUACAGAAGACUCGGUAAUCCAUGCCCCUGGUCUCGUCUCUACAACCCCUAAACCCGUGUUGGACCCCUCUGCCCAGCAUCGCGUCACUCAUAUUAAUGACCCUACUGCUGCUUCCUCUACAAACCUACCCACAAAUAAUCCUGGGAACGUCUAUUACUAUAACCAGUCUGCUCCUAACGUUUCUGACAACUUUCUUUCCAAUGGUCGCGUGUCUGCACCAUUAGCUAUCGCCUAUAUGAAACCCAAAGGCCCCAAGAAACUCGUCCCCAUGACUGUAGUUCUCAAAUUCGUGCUUGACGACGCGCCAACACGUCCUACUAAUGAUUUCAUCAAUGCUGGUACCUUGCCAACUUUUUCAACAAAAAAGGACGACCCAGAAUUGUCUCCUAAAAACUCGGCAGGAAGCAAUACUGGCCUUUUGAAUUCAUACCCCCUUGGAUCUAUUAAAGUUUCUUCAACAUUCAAGUCCACUGCAGAACUCGCAUCCCAUAUCCUAGGGCUUGCUUAUGAAGACACAAAACCUCGCAAACGAUUUCUAGUCAUUAUUAACCCUCAUGGUGGACCCGGAAAGGCUCGCCAGGUUUAUGAUACUCAAUGUGCACCUGUCUUUGCACUCGCCGGGUGUGUUGCAACUGUUGUGGAAACUCAACAUUAUCGCCAUGCAGCUGAAAUUGCUCAAACUUUGGAAAACCCCCUAGCCAAAUAUGAUGCAAUUGUAUGCUGUUCGGGUGAUGGUAUCCCCCAUGAAAUUAUCAAUGGUAUAGCCGCAAGACCUCAAGGCGAUGGCCUCGAGAUUCUUAAAAACCUACCAAUGGCUCAACUGCCCUGUGGAUCUGGAAAUUCAAUGGCUGUUUCUCUCCAUGGCCAUGCCUCAGCUUCUCAAACAGCUCUUGGUCUUGUUAAGGGCCGUCGCAUGCCUAUCGACCUCAUGCUCAUGACUCAACAAAAAUCUCCCUCUGCUCCUGUCGUUCAUACCCUUUCAUUUCUUACACAAGCAUUCGGUAUUAUUGCAGAUGCUGAUCUCGGCACUGAGAACCUGCGCUGGAUGGGUGGAGCCCGCUUUGAUGUUGGAGUUGUCCAACGUAUCCUGCUCAUGAAAAAGUAUCCUUGCAAGCUCUACGUCAAGUAUGCUAAAAAGUCCAAGACUGAUGUGCGUGCUCAUUUCCGUGCUGCACCAUCAACUCAAGAAGAAAUUUCCCGAUACACCUCUUUGACAGAACCCAAAACAACUCAAGAACUUCUCACACCACACUAUGGUACAGCAGCAGAUCCCCUAUCAGCCGAUUGGGAAGAAAUUCCUGACUGUGAUAAGCUCUCUCUCUUUUACGCUGGUAAAAUGCCAUGGGUCUCUGAAGGUGCCCUCAUGUUCCCAGGAACACUACCCACAGAUGGUACCAUGGAUUUGCUUGUUUCACGAACAGACGUGUCACGGUUAACAGCUGCGCGUAUGAUGUUGUCAAUUGAGCAAGGUACUCAUGUUGACUUUGAUCACGCUGUAUAUGCUAAGGUUGCUGCUUACCGACUUGUUCCUGAAAAGUCUUCAGGUUACUUGAGUAUUGAUGGUGAAGCGUUCCCUCACACACCCUUCCAGGUCGAGGUUGUUCCCAAUGCAGCUUGUUUGCUGUCUCCCACAGGAUCCUACGCAGAAACAGGGUUCUAA